GCUUUGGUUGUCCUCAAGUUGUGCUCAUUUGAUAUACUCGUUAACAAUCAUCCGAAGCUCAUCAAAUUUGGUCGAAGAGUUUUCGGUGAGAAUCUAUUCAAAUGGAUGCUAAAGAAGUCAUUUUACGGUCAAUUCGUUGCCGGAGAGAACGAAGUGACCAUUCGUCCCAUUUUGGAUCACUUGCGCUCAUUUGGAGUCAAGUCUAUACUCGAUUACAGCGCCGAAGAAGAUAUCACCGAAGAGGAGGCCAUCGAUCAUGAAAUGCCAUCUCAGUCAAACGCGGACCAUAAGCCAGACGAUACUUUGAUACAAUAUACUGCCCAAAAAGAGUUCGCCGAUCGGCGCAAAUACCGUCCGGUGGCGCGAACCUACUUCUACAUGAAUGAGGCCAAUUGCGAGAAGAAUAUGACCACUUUCUUGAAAUGUAUUGACGCCGUGGCCGGCGCUACACUACACACCGGCUUCGCGGCCAUUAAGCUGACCGCUUUGGGUCGACCGGUACUAUUGUCGCAAUUAUCGGAAGUGAUCGCUCGAACGCGUAAGUACUUCACAAACAUAACGGGUGUGGAGAAGAUGGUUAGGGGACACAUAUCGCCCGAAGAGUUCCAAAAGCAUUUGGAUCAGAGAUUCAAAGUGAAGACCGACAACGAAGAGAUCAAGAAUUGGUUCAAACAAAUGGAUUACGACAGACGGGGUCUCAUGAAUCUGUUCUCGUGGAACGGACUCAUAGAUAUGGAGCACUUGAUCACCGAUCUGUUCAAAGUGCCAAACCUGACGACCGGCCGAUUGGAGCCCAUUAUCAGCGCAUUGACGCCCGAAGAGGAAGAG
Molecule: messenger RNA, 828 nt
Organism: Medioppia subpectinata
Lineage: Eukaryota; Metazoa; Arthropoda; Arachnida; Sarcoptiformes; Oppiidae
Source: the annotation of a GenBank genome assembly